CACGUUUUAUCCCACCGUUGCGUCCAUCUCGUAAAGUUGUCAACUUUUUUCAAUUUUUGGGAUUGGAUUUGAUUUCUUUAAAUGGGUAGAGUAAAAAGAAGAGAUGUACCAGACAGGUGGGAGGUAUAUGAACCGUUCUGUGACCCCAUUAAAGGAACAAAAUUCAUUGCAUUUAAAGUGCCACUGAAAGAGAGCAUUUGUCGAAAGUUGGAUGACAGAAGUCAGUGGUUCACUCCAUCCAUGCUGGUUGAGAAACUAUCAGCUAAGGGCAAGAAGCUUGGAGCAAUCAUUGAUUUAACCAACACUCAACGUUAUUAUGAUCCUCAGGAAAUAAAAAGUUGUGGGAUUGAAUAUAACAAGCUAAAUACAGUUGGACAUGUUGUUCCAAGCAAGGAUGUCAUUGAUAGUUUUGCCAAUAUGGUGAGCAGUUUCUUGGAGAGAAAUAAAGGCACUGAUCUUCUCUUAGGAGUUCAUUGUACUCAUGGAGUAAACAGGUCUGGUCAUCUAAUCUGCAGGUAUAUGAUAGACAAGCUUGGGGUCAGUCCUGAUGAAGCCAUUCAAGCAUUUAAUGAAGCACGGGGUCAUAAGAUAGAGAGAGAAAACUACCUAGCUCAUUUAAGAGGUGAAAGUGUGUCACAUUUAGAUGAGGAACCAAUGCAAGGCAGGUCCCACCGUGGUAAAUGGAAAUGCCAUGAAAAAACACAUGGUAGGAACAGGAAUGUUCCUUAUCAACAUCAGAACAGAAAUUUUAGAGAACAGGGUGCUUUCCAACCAAAUCAAAGUGGCUGGUCUGGGUAUCAAUAUGACAAUAGAUAUAAUGUAUACAACAGACAGUAUGAAAAGGACAGUGGCAAAUGGAUAUCGAACUUAAAAAAUAAUGGAAACAGUAGAGAGGGAUAUGUAGGCAAUAGAAAGGGAUAUAGAAGCAGUAGAGGGGGAUAUGGAGGUAGUAGAGGGGGGUAUGGAGGAUUUAGAGAGGGACGUGGAGACAACAGAGACAGAUAUGGAGGAAAUAGAGACGGAUAUAGAGGCAGUAGAAACGGAUAUGGAGGAAAUGGAGAGGAAUUUGGAGGCAGCAGUGAUGGAUAUGGAGGAAGUAGAUGGGAAAAUGGAAAUUUUGUAGAGAGAAGAUGGCAUCAUGAUGGUUACAGAGGGGGCAGUGGAAGGAUAAGAGAGGAUUUCAGAGGCUACAGAGGUCACGAAUAUAACAAACAUAAUAUUUAUUCUCAAGGGGAAGGUGGACAGUUUGGACCUUAUGGGAAUAACCCUGAUAGAUACUAUUGGCCGAAUUAUUCAAACAUUCAAUAACAGCUUUUGUUUUAACAAAUCCAGUCCUCAGAUUGAAUGUUUUGAUAUAUAUAUAUAUAUGAAACAAAGAGAACUACUUUUAUUUUAAAUUUUAAGUGGUUAUGGGAAAUUCAUCAUCUGGUGCUUUUUCAGUUAGCGAUGUUAUGAAUGUAAGCAAUUAUGUUUAGAGACCAGUUGUAAACUAAGUAGUAUUUUCAUCAACAGCAAGUGUUUUAUAAUUGUGAUCCAAGCUUAUGACAAUUUUAGUGUAUUCUGCAGUGUACUUUUUGUUUGAGGCAACAAAUCAUUGUGAAGCAACUUUUCCACUCGUAAUAUUUCUUCAGAAUAAAAGUUAUUCCAAGUAACUUAUGGAAAUACAUAUUAAUAUUAUAAAUAUAGAUCUAUAGUUUACAUUUUUAUGUACAGA
Messenger RNA from Lingula anatina, 1714 nucleotides. RefSeq lists its product as uncharacterized. NCBI's taxonomy places the organism in Eukaryota, Metazoa, Brachiopoda, Lingulata, Lingulida, Lingulidae. The record is from RefSeq and is a predicted model, not a curated record. Gene Ontology annotation, molecular function: polynucleotide 5'-phosphatase activity. Gene Ontology annotation, biological process: protein dephosphorylation.